AUGGCUAGAUUUCUACAGUCACAAUAUUUCUUAGUCCCAAUUAAAUCAUUUAUAGAGGAAUUCUGUAUUAUAUUUGCGAUUUUCGACGAAGAUGAGGAAUAAGCCUACAAAGAAAAAAGACAAAUUUUCAGAGAAUAUAAGAAUCUUAUCAAUAAAUUAAUCAUUGCCUUUCUGAAGAAGUAUAAUGUUUAAAGAGAUAUACUAAAUGACAUAAUGAGUGGGAUAUACUCAAGUGAUUUGACCGAGGAAGUUGUUUAGUAUUUAUAUGCAGUCGAGGAUUUUGAUGUUUUUACAUUAUUUAUGAGCGAGACUAAUCAAAUGCUAGAUUCUUAGACUGAGGAUCAAUUAUCUCUGUAAAAAUACAAUUCUGCUCCAGUAUCAUAAGUUAAAAGGUAAAAAAGUCAAGGAGCUACUGCAAUUGAUACUAUGAAUGAAGAUAUUCAGAAAAUAUUAAAAUAAACUAAAAUGCAACAAUAAGAAGAAGACUUAUAUGAUAUAGCUUUGAAAGAAUCUAUGGAAGAAUCAGAAAAAAGGUUAUAGCACAAGCUAGCAAUGGAAGAGUAAGAAGAGUUACUACUUAAAAAAAUGUUAGAACUUUCAGAAAAGGAGGAGAAUGAUAGAAAAAGGAAGCAGUAAUAGGAAGAAGAUGACGUCCUAAAAUUUGUCCUAGAGGAGUCUAUUAAAAUGGAAGAAGAAAGAUAGAAAUUUGAAAGAUCAAAGACUAUGUAAGAAGAGCUUAUGUAUAAAUUGAUAGAGGAAUAAAAAGAAGUUUAAAAAAUGUAGGAAUAAUUGGAAAAGGAAAGAAAAGAAAAAGAGGAUAAAAAGAUUGCAGAAUUAAGGCAGAGACAAAUGUUCGCAAAGGUAUAGCCGUUAUAAGAAAUCUCGAUCAAAAAAGCUCCAGUAGAAAAGAUAAUUGAGCCUGAAAUAGUUGAGACUACUGCUUAAUAGUAGGAGGAGGAAAAAUAAUAAAUUGACAAAGAAUCAAUAGAGGAGAGGCAAAGAAGAUUAAAAAUAUAAAGAGACAUCUUAAGAAGAGAAAAAGAAGAAAAAGGUAAAAAGGAUCAUUAGAUUCAGGAGUAAACUCUCAAUAGAGGAAAAACACCAAUGGAUAAACAAAGAAUGAACAGAUGCUUGAAUGUACUUCAAGAGGCAGCCGAUCAAAUGUUCAAAGGAAAGAGAUAAGAGGAUAUUCUAGAUAUAGACUAUUACAAAAAGAAUGGCCAAGAUUAAAACAAUGAUAAUGAUAAUGAAGACGAUGAUGGAGUUAUUCUACUCGGAAAGGGAAAAAGAAGAAAUAUUGGGAAGGCAUCAAAAUAAGUUAUUAAUCUGGAUUGGAAGGAUGAAGAUUUUGAUUGA
Molecule: messenger RNA, 1356 nt
Organism: Stylonychia lemnae
Lineage: Eukaryota; Ciliophora; Spirotrichea; Sporadotrichida; Oxytrichidae
Source: the annotation of a GenBank genome assembly